This is a messenger RNA of Cyclopterus lumpus (lumpfish), 1510 nucleotides long. RefSeq names its product alpha-synuclein-like. Lineage: Eukaryota; Metazoa; Chordata; Actinopteri; Perciformes; Cyclopteridae. The record is from RefSeq and is a predicted model, not a curated record. The coding region runs from base 355 to 729 and encodes 124 amino acids. Gene Ontology annotation, molecular function: cuprous ion binding. The transcript has 6 exons. Gene Ontology annotation, cellular component: axon terminus; cytoplasm; neuronal cell body. Gene Ontology annotation, biological process: synaptic vesicle endocytosis; synapse organization; chemical synaptic transmission.
GUAAUCCGCGUGCGCGUGUGUGUGUGUGUGCGCGUGUGUGUGUGCGCGUGUGUGCAUCUCUUCUCUCGCAUCAGCAUCACCGGGUGUAUAAUCGCUCUUUCUCCAUCAACCGAGGCGUAGGAGGCGUCUGUCCAACCUGUGGAGCGCCUGUCUGUCUGCUGGGAGGACACCGCGCACGCACACGACCGCGUUUGGGAGUCGAGUUGUAGUUCGGAGAAAAUAAACCGGUUCCACUGCCCUUUGGGGGAAGCUCCGCUCUGUCAUCCCGGAAGAAUCACCACAUUCUCGGUUUAAAGGAAGUUGGAACGAACAGCUGUGUGCGCGCGUGCUAAUUUGGGAGCCAACCGAGCAGCCAUGGACGCGUUCAAGAAGGGUUUCUCCAAAGCCAGGGAUGGGGUCGUGGCGGCGGCGGAGAAAACCAAGCAGGGAGUGACCGGAGCGGCUGAGAUGACGAAGGACGGGGUCAAGUUUGUCGGUAACAAAACAAAGGAUGGAGUCACAACAGCUGUGUCUGGAGUAUCACAGGUGGGUGGAGCCAUGGUUACCGGGGUUACCGCGGUGGCCCACAAAACGGUGGAGGGAGCAGGCAACAUUGUCGUUGCCACCGGAUUGGUCAAGAAGGAUUCGGCCAAACAAAGUGAAGAAGCCUCAGCAGCACAGGACAUGGCAGAGUCACCAGUUGAUCCCGACCCGGCUGAGAUUACAGAGGACGACACCGAUGACAACUGAGGGAGAGCCUCGCAAUCAAAGACCAAUGAUCAACGACACAAACAUUCCAUGUCGCUCUGCCAAGUCCCGCUGUGCCUCGUUUUGGUCCUUUAUGGAGUCUGUGCCCAACAUCUAUGUGUGCGUGUGUGUGUGUGUGUGUGUUUCUGUUUGUGUUGUUACGUAUGUCUGUACAGCAGUAUGUGGGUAAAUGUUGUCGAGAAAGAGAGAUAUUGUGCGAGUGUGUGCGUGUAUGUGUGUGCCUUUUACACAUCAGUCCUGAAAGUGAGUAAUUACAGUGAGUAAACGUCUCAAUGUCUGUGUGUGUGUGUGUGUGUGUGUGUGUGUGUGUGUGUGUCUUCUACACAUCAGUCCUGAAAGUGAGUAAUUACAGUGAGUAAACGUCUCAAUGUGUGUGUGUGUGUGUGUGUGUGUGUGUGUGUGUGUGUGUGGUUGUGUAUAUGUAUGUUGUAUUCACCUGUGUGGCUAAUUGAUCCAACAUUGAAAUAUAACACUUCAAGCACCUAAGUGUCUCUAUAUUAAUGAAGAAUUUACAGUGAUCCGUUUGAAAUGGAAGCGUAUCGAUAUUCUCUAUUUUGGUCUGUGUACUGUCACUGUAUUUUGCGGUGGACUACAAAGUGCUGAGCUAUAUUCGUGGAUUCAUAUUGUAUUUUUUAAUUUAUCGCUGCUGUGACAAAUACAUCUCAUACUGAAUGGACUUUUGGAAAACCAAGAGCAUGUAUAACUACUCAGCUUAACGGCUGCACAAAUGAAUUUAGUUGGAGUUAAGUGUUAAAUAAAAAUA